Molecule: messenger RNA, 1260 nt
Organism: Filobasidium floriforme
Lineage: Eukaryota; Fungi; Basidiomycota; Tremellomycetes; Filobasidiales; Filobasidiaceae
Exons: 12
Coding region: 1-1260 (419 amino acids)
Source: RefSeq, a predicted model, not a curated record
AUGUCUGAAAACUAUGGCGCUCAAGCCUUCCGUCACUAUCCUCGCAUCAUCAGGACCGGUAACUUUGACUUAGAAGAUCUUCUCUUUAUGAGUGUCGGUGAUGUUCUUGAAAGGGACAUGAUGGACGGUGAACCCUUCAUUGCCGGUAUCGCCGGACUGUUUGAGGCUGAAACACGAACUUGUCGGACCGUAUCGCAUGCGAUAUUGGAUGUCCGCCUUUCCCACAACAACCGCUACAUUGACCUACGUCUCACUGUUCACAGCUUAUUGGAAGAUAUUCUUACCACAUAUGACUACCUACAUAGCUCGCUCGAGCAGAUAGCUACAGGAUUUCGACACGCGGGGACGGAGUUGUGGUCGACGCGAAGAGACGAAAUCAGGAUGAGUUGGCUCUGUGAACCAGGAAAAGAUCUGUUUGAAAGCUUCAAGGACCGUUCCAGCCCGGACGAGCUACACAAAGUCAACGAUCCCCAAGCCCCCAGCUGGCAGAAAAGGGAAGCUCGUCGAAGUAUCGAGCUAAAAUAUGGUUUAGAUGCGGCUCGAUUGGCCGAUAGAGCGAUUCAAGCUGCUCAGCAUGCGGAACGGCAGAAGAACCUUCAAAUCUGGACUGCUCGACAGGCUCGACAACGGGCUAAGCUUGCAAUGGAGGUCGUUAGAGAUCAAGAACAAGUCCUGGAUCUGGCAAGAGCAGAGGCGCAACGUCUGAGUGAAAUUGCCGGGACGGAGGAGGAGGUGAUACAGCUCACGACCAGAGUCUACGAAGAUGUGCGCCAAAAAGCCGAUCAACGGUUCGACGAGUUUUAUUCCGCUGCCAAAAAGGGCAAGAUCAUCGACAUGGCAAGUCCCCUCUCGAUUUAUCCGUCUCACAUUGAAGGACAGUGGGAGAAGGCGUUCUGUCGGACUCUGGAAGACCCCAUUCAUCCGAGUUCAGAGGUUGUAUGUUUCCAACCGGUAGGUCGAUCAUUAGCAGACUUCGACCUGUCCGAGCACCGAGCCAGGUCCAGCCUCUUCCUGCUACUCGACCGUCCGGUCCCAGCGGUUCGCAGCGAGGCUCUACCCAUCCCUGCAUCGCCCAACGUUGCUGAUCUCACGCCCUUCCUGUGGUAUUCGAAAGUAGCUGGCGUCCCCGAGCAGUGUCCAAACACAGGCACUCGGACAAACUGGAGAAGGGAUGUCGUCUUUGUCCCGUUGAUGCCGAAAUUUUCAACGAGGGCUACAUUAGCCGUGGUGAACCCCCAGACGAUCCCGCCGUCCAGGUGA